Anoplophora glabripennis (Asian longhorned beetle) is the source of this 5426-nucleotide messenger RNA. RefSeq names its product zinc finger protein 99-like. NCBI's taxonomy places the organism in Eukaryota, Metazoa, Arthropoda, Insecta, Coleoptera, Cerambycidae. Bases 732 to 4877 code for a protein of 1381 amino acids. The record is from RefSeq and is a predicted model, not a curated record. Gene Ontology annotation, molecular function: RNA polymerase II transcription regulatory region sequence-specific DNA binding; DNA-binding transcription factor activity, RNA polymerase II-specific; zinc ion binding. Gene Ontology annotation, biological process: regulation of transcription by RNA polymerase II. Gene Ontology annotation, cellular component: nucleus. The transcript has 4 exons.
UACAAUUUUUUAAAGUUCUUCUGUCCUUUUUCGACUUUCAUCAGUCCCUGGGUAGCAACCACAGAAAAGUCAAACACUCACAAAAGUCAAAUAAGACACAAAUACCUUCGCAAAUAUCCAUCUAACACCCGCACCAUCAUCAUAAAACAAUAUGCAAAUUACUUGGACAGCUGAUUCUAAGCAUACCGGUGACGUAGGCACUGACGUAAUGGCCCCCAUGACACCGACCUUACCAGACAACCGAUCUAUUUAGGAACCGUGACUUUCCAUAUCUGUGGUUUGCAAAUUUUACACAGAUUGUAAUAAAACUGGCGGACGGCGGACUAAUUGAAACGACUAAUUUCAGAUGAUUUUACCCUAGUUAUACUUGAAAUUUACAUAACUCUCCCCGAGCAGGUUGUGUUAAAAUUGUUUACUUAAUACACAUUUCAUCAUAUAAAAGAUUUUUAAACCAUGUAGUCAAAUAAAUAUUUUUUAAUAGGAACUCUCCAUGGACCUACAAAUAUGUAAGACAAAUUGUUUUUGAUUCUAAUCUGUUGUUUUCGUUAUUAUACGUUCCUAAAUUUCAAUAUUUUAGGAAAUACAUCAUUUGAUCAAAUGGGAACAAGGUCGAGGAUCUCGGGUUAGAAGAAGAAGAAAAAUGGAGGUUAGUGAUUGUUCUCGUAAUUUAUAUUUUUAUUAUUUGUACAGUGUGCAUUUUUUAUCAUUUUUGUUUGUUAAAUUGAGCUAAAAUGGACAAUAAAAAGGAAUAUCUGUGCAGACUGUGUCUUAGUGCAAUAUGUGAUGAAAAUUUCGAAGUGAUAAACGAAAUUACUACAAAAAACUUAGAGAUGAUCUUACCAAACACAAAUUUGGAGGUAAGCGAAAAGCCAGUGAUGUGUAAUAUUUGUUCCGAUAGACUCAAAGAUGCAUUCAGUUUUAAGUCUGCCUGCCUUAGUAACAGUAACUGCGCGAGUGUCGUGGAAAACGUACCCAAAAUUAAAGUGGAAUGUUCUGAUGAAAAUAUUUGUGACAGUAAAUCUUUUGAUGAGAAAAAAUGUUUUCUGUGUGUGCAGUUGAUAGUUGACCAUCCUAUCUCAUUAGCUGCAGAAGGAGAGGAAAUUAGUUCGGCUAGAAAUAUGAUCCAGAAAUAUAUACCCGAGAUGGACUUAAAAGACAAGAACCCUGUGAUUUGCGAAACCUGCCACCAAAGCGUUCAACAAAUUUGCAACUUCCUCCAAAGCUGCAUGGAUGUAGAAGAAAAAAUAAUGGACUUUCGUAAACGUAAAGAAAAAGACAUUACGUUUAUCGAUUUAAAGGACGUGAUACAAUUUUCAUCGGAAGAACAGGAGGAAGGUCUGAAACAAAACGAGAUGUGUGGCCCAGAAACGAAUGUGCCUGAAAGUAACAUUAAAACGGAGGCUUUCAUGGAAGCUGACUAUUUGAAUGUGUGCAUUAAAACCGAAGAGCCCAGCAACGAUGAAAUAGAAAUUGAACCCGAGGAACAGAUCACACUGAAUGAAAAUAUCAAUAUCAAGAAUGAGGAAGUCGAUGUUAAAUUGGAAGUAACUUACAGUGAAAGCGCCACGUCAGUACCCUGCACGGACGUCUUGUUAGAGGAAAGCAACGAUGUGUGGGACAUCCUCAGAGAAGAAAGCCACAAUUUUUCAGAAGAAGAAGGCAACUCACACAGAAAGAGAAGUAGCUCAUCUUUAGACUUUUUACCUGUUUCAACAGCUAUGAAGAUCCGGUGCGGGUCGUGCAGGAAAAUCGUGAAAAGCGGCCCUAACUUCAUGCACUCGAAGAUCUUCUUUCGAGACACAGUCCUCGACAACACCUCCUAUAAGUGCGAGACUUGUAAACGCGAAACCGUUGACUCGCUCUACUCGCCUAACCUAACCUACAACAAUCGUUUUGAAGCGGUGAAGUUCAAAUGUAGUAUAUGUAUGUAUGAGACAAAAUACCGCAGUGCUCUCAAGUCUCAUAUGUUGAAACAUAAAGACAGGUCGGAAGUUAAAAUGUAUAAAUGCGACUACUGUAACUAUGAAACCAGACACAAAACGGCAUUGAAACCCCACAUUUUAAAACACCAGGAUCCAUCGCAAGUUGAGAUGUUCCACUGCGACUCCUGCGAAUAUCAGACAAGAUACAAACCUGCUCUGAAGUCUCAUCUGCUCAACCACAAAGACCCGUCGGAGAUCAACAUGCAUUCUUGCGACAUGUGCGAUUACAACACAAGGUUCAAAAGUUCCCUCAACUCGCAUAUGCUCAAGCAUAUGGACCCGUCGGAGAUUCAGAUGUUUAAAUGCGAGAUCUGCACCUAUGAGACUAAACAUAAAACGUCGUUAAAGUCUCAUAUGCUUAACCAUAAAGAUCCGUCAGAGGUGAAGAUGCAUAAAUGCGAAGAGUGUGACUACAACACUAAGUUUAAGAGUUCCUUGAAGUCACACAUGCUAAAGCACAAAGAUUCUUCUGAAAUUCACAUGUAUAAGUGCGACUCCUGCGAAUAUGAGACUAGACAUAAAAGCGCGUUGGCGUCUCACAGUUUAAACCACAAAGACAACUCUGAGGUGCCACUUUAUCUGUGCAACUUGUGCCCUUACGAGACCAAGCGAAGGGCCAACUACAAAUUGCACAUCAUGACCCAUAAAGACCCCUCAGAAAUCCAAAUGUACACAUGCGAGACAUGCGGAUACAGCACCAAGUACAAAAGCGUCCUCAAAUCUCACAAAUUAAUUCACCAGGAUCCGUCAGAAGUGGAAAUGUACCGGUGCCACCUGUGCGACUACGAAACCAGACGGAGGCAAAAUAUAAAAAUGCACGUUCUGACACAUAUGGACCCCUCCGAAAUUCCCAUGUACACGUGCGACCACUGCGAGUACAAAACCAAGUACAAGAGUGCUCUCAAGUCGCAUCUUCUAAACCACAAAGAUCCCUCCGAAAUACAAAUGUUCAACUGCGAGAGCUGCGAGUACAAAACAAAGUACAAGUUCUCGCUCAAAUCGCACAUGCUGAGUCACAAAUCCGCCUCAGAAGUACCCACGUUCACUUGCGAGUUGUGCCCGUAUGAGACCAAGCGUAAAGCGAACUACCACUCGCACAUUUUAAUCCACAAAGACCCGUCUGAGGUCAAAAUGUUCGAGUGCGACACGUGCGAGUACAAGACAAGGUACAGAAGCGCGCUCAGCUCGCACUUGCUCAGUCACAAAGAUCGAACCGAGACGCAGAUGUACAACUGCGAUGAAUGUCCGUACGAGACCAAGUACAAAGGCGCGCUUAGGACACACAAACUGAACCACAAAGAUUCUUCGGAACUGAAAACAUACUCGUGCACUUUGUGCACGUACGAGACGAAACGCAAGAUGAACUUCCAUGCUCACAGUUUGAGCCAUAAGGAUCCGUCGGAGGUUCAGAUGCACGCUUGUGACACUUGCGAGUACAAAACUAGGUACAAAAGCGCGCUUAAAUCUCACGCCUUGGCCCACAAAGAUCCCUCGGAGAUUGAAAUGUACAAGUGCGAGUUCUGUGAGUAUCAAUCCAGGUACAAGAGUGCGAUUAAGACACACGUUGUGAACCACAAACAACCCUCGGAGAUUCAGAUGUUCAAGUGCGAAAGCUGUGAGUAUCAAACUAGGCAUAAAGGUUCGCUCAAAGCGCAUUUGUUGAAGCAUAAAAGUCCCUCGGAAGUACCUAUGUUCACUUGCGAAUGUUGCCCGUACGAGACCAAGCGUAAGACCAGCUUCAAGUCGCACAUGUUGAUGCAUAUGGACCCCUCGCAGAUACAAAUGCACGCUUGCGACAAAUGCGAGUACAAAACGAAAUAUAAAAGUGCCCUUAACUCGCACGUUUUAUCCCACAAGGACCCGUCGGAGAUAAAGAUGCAUACUUGCGAGGUCUGCCAAUACACCACAAAGUAUAAAGGAGCGUUAAAGUCGCACAUGCUUAACCACAAAGAUGCGUCCGAGGUCACGGUGUACACCUGCGAGUUUUGUACGUACGAGACGAGGCGUAAGACUAACUUUCACAUACAUUCACUGUCCCACAAGCAACCGUCAGAGAUACAAAUGCACUCGUGCGACGUAUGCGAGUACAAAACAAAAUACAAGAGCGCUCUGAACUCGCACGCCUUGUCCCACAAAGACCCCUCGGAGAUACAGAUGUUCAAAUGUCACACUUGCGAGUACGAGACGCGGUACAAAAGCGCUUUAAAAUCACACGUAGCGAACCACAAACCCAACGAAGGGCAGUCGUACAAAUGCGACGGUUGCGAGUUCGAAACCAACAACAAAUCUACGUUAAAAUCGCAUAUUAUCACACAUAAAGAUCCGUUGGAGGUGGUUAUCUACACUUGCGACUCUUGCAGCUACGAGACGAAGCGCAAAACUAACUACCAAUCGCAUUUGUUGAUACACAAGGAUCCGGCAGACGUUAAGAUGUACCAGUGCGACGAGUGCGACUACGCGACGAAAUACAAGAGCUCCUUGAAGUCGCACGUGUUGAACCACAAGGACCCAUCGGAGAUCGAGAUGUUUAAAUGCGACAUGUGCAGCUACGAAUCGAGAUUUAAGAGUAGCCUCAAGUCACACAUUCUCAACCACAAAGAUCCCUCGGAAAUAGACAUGUUCAAGUGCGACGAGUGCGACUACGAGACGAAGUAUAAGCGCGCGUUGUCUUCGCACAAACUGAACCACAUGGACCCGUCGCAGAUUCCCAUGUUCAAGUGCGCGUCUUGCGACUACGAGACCAAGUAUAAGAACGCGUUGAAGUUACACGUGGCGCACCACAAGGAUCCGUCGGAAGUGGAGAUGCAUUCGUGCGAAAAGUGCGAUUAUAAAUCGAAGUACAAGUCGUGUCUGAAGUCGCACAUGGCGAAGCACGAGGAGCUUUCCGUCAUUUGAGUCGCUUUUACGUACGGCGGAGCUGCAAUGCGAUUGGAGAGGUGGAAGCCGGAGAUGAAAAACGCUUUUUGUCUCUUUGUUUCCAGCGGUUUACCGAGAUGGAACUGAAGAUUAGGAGGAAUUAUACCCACGGAAAGGGAAGAGUAGUUCUUACUUAAAGUGUAAAGAACUGAAAUUUACUUGUAUAGAGAAGAAUAUCGUUAAUGUGUAAAUAGUUGACGCUUAAAUGCUUGUAUUACAUGGAGAAUUACGGCAGAGGUGGGUGAAGUAGAUCUAAAAAAAAAAAGAAAUGUAUCUGGAAUGAUAGGGACUGUACAUUGAUUUAUGUAGGGUGUUAGGUAAAUAACUUUCGUAGAAGUAACAGUUGAUUCUUUGCAUCAUUUUGAAGAAAUUUGGACAUGUUAAAACUUCAAUGGCGCCCAACUGUAACUCCGAUCGUCACAUUUCGAACUUCGAACGGAACUGUAAAAUUUGAUAUUAAUUUUGCAAAUAAAGUGUAUAUGAUAUUAAAAUAGCUGUUUGCAGCAAAAACGUCGGUUAAUUGAAAAU